GAAAUUUCCAUAUAGUGUGUAUGAACAUAGUGUCUUGGCAAGAAUGUUUGCAGACAAAGUCAGUCCUCUGUAUCCAAGGAUUUUAUCAAGGAAUAAGGGACAUAGAAAGCAAGGAAGGAUGAUGGCUAAUGAAAAAAUGUUAGGAAAGAAGACAGGAAAGAUGCAAUGAUCUAUAGUCCUGUUUUGUAAGAAAAGAAGACCUGCACCUACCCAAUGGUUGAGGCUUCUUUGACUGUUGAGAGAGGUUAACAAUAGUGUUUUGUAAAAAAAAUCAACACAAGAAAAAAUUUAUUGUAACUCUCCACUUAAUCGAAAACCAAGGAAGUAUUUGUUUCUCCAGCAUGCAAGCACGCUAUACUGGGCAUAAAUCAAUCUAGGCAUGUAACCGUUUCUAUUAGUGGAAUGGCGACCAGUGGGAGAAAUGUUAAUCUGGGCAGAUAUCCAGCAAAAGAAUGCACGGUCUACUGAGACUUCCCUUGAACUUGACGGACAGCCUCUGGAAUGUACUGGUGACCAGCUUUGCUUGGGUGCUGACUACCAGCUUCUUGAUCAUGUUGGUUAUUUAGGGUAAAAUCUAUAAAGGUGAUAAUUGUUAAAUACAAACUUGACAGUUGUGUACGAAAACAUUACUUAUUCCUUUGAGAUUGAAUAUAAAAGGUGUUCUCUUCAGGAAGGUUUUUUACUCAUAUUUUCAGCUGCUAUUGUAUCUGUCAUGAAAGUUCAAUGUGGCUUAAUAGUAGAGAACAAUGACCUUGGAGGCCAGGGCUCAGAUCUCCAGUUGAAACCUUGGGCAAAUCACACUCUCUCAGCCUCAGAGGAAAACAAAAGUAAAAUUUCUUUAAACAAAUUUUGCCAAGACAACUCUAUGAAAGGUCCCUCUUUGUUAUGUGCUGGACCCUAAAACAAACCUUUCACAGGGGUUUCUGGCACUGGGAGUGUUUGUGUCUUAUCCACAGCCAGUUACCCUAUGGUUUUCCAUGACCAAACAGAAAACUAAACCUUGGUCUCCAGAGUAAUAGUCUAAUGCUCAAACCACUACACCAUGCUGGUUUCUAGAGUCACCUUAGGGCAGUGUUUCUCAACCUGGGGGGGUCAGAACCUCUGUGGGGGGUCGCGAGGGGGUGUCAGAGGAGUCGCCAAAGACCAUCAGAAAACACAUUUUAAUUCACAGUACUCUCUGGAGACAGGUGAACUACAUCUCCUUUAAAUCAUUGUCAAUUCCUCCCAAAUCCUUCCAGUAUUUUCUGUUGGUAAUGGCGGUUCUGUGCGGGAAGUUUGGCCCAAUUUGAUCGUUGGUGGGGUUCAAGGGGUUCUUUGAUUGUAGGUGAACUAUAAAUCCCAGCAACUACUACUCCCAAAUGUCAAGGUCUAUUUUCCCCAAACUCCACCAGUGUUCACAUUUGGGCAUAUUGAGUAUUUGUAUCAAGUUUGGUCCAGAUACAUCAUAGUUUGAAUUCACAGUGCUCUCUGGAUGUAGGUGAACUACAACUCCAAAACUCAAGGUCAAUGCCCACUAAACCCUUCCUGUAUAUUCUAUUGGUUAUGGGAGUUCUGUGUGCCAAGAUUGGUUCAAUUCCAUCGUUUAUGGAGUUCAGAAUGCUCUUUGAUUGUAGGUAAACUAUAAAUCCCAACAACUACAACUCCCAAAUGACAAAAUCAUUUCCUCCCCAUCCCCACCAGUAUUCAAAUUUUGGCGUAUCGGAUAUUUGUGCCAAAUUUGGUCCAAUGAAUUAGAAUACAUUCUGCAUAUCAGAUACAGUAGAGUCUCACUUAUCCAACAUAAACGGGCCGGCAGAAUGUUGGAUAAGCGAAUAUGUUGGAUAAUAAGGAGGCAUUAAGGAAAAGCCUAUUAAACAUCAAAUUAAGUUAUGAUUUUACAAAUUAAGCACCAAAACAUCAUGUUAGACAACAAAUUUGACAGAAAAAGUAGUUCAAUGCACAGUAAUGCUAUGUAGUAAUUACUGUAUUUACGAAUUUAGCACCAAAAUAUCACGAUAUAUUGAAAACAUUGAGUAGAAUAAUGCGUUGGAUAAUCCAGAACGUUGGAUAAGCGAGUGUUGGAUAAGUGAGACUCUACUGUAUUUCCAUUACGAUUCAUAACAGUAGCAAAAUUACAGUUAUGAAGUAACAACUAAAAUAAUUUUAAUGUUGGGGUCACCCCAACAUGAGGAACAGUAUUAAGGGGUUGAGAACCAUUGCCUUAGGGCCACCAGAAAUCACAAAUGACUUGAAGGCAUGCAACAACAAUUAUAGAAAAAACCCAUAAAAAGAACUGACUUGGUUUGUUGUUAGUAGAAUGUUAGGUUGGUAGUAUAUAUGGUAAUCUCAGGGUAUAACUGAAAAUAAGUUCCUGGCAGAGCUUCAGCAAGUUAUUUCUUUAAGCUACAACUUUUGGAUUCUGCCAAGAACUGGAGGAUUGUGAGAGCUAUGCUCCUAAAAAGUAACUGUUGUGAACUGCGGUCCACAAUGGAGCCUAUUAGGCUUGAUCGAUCCAUGAAAAAUUUGAUUCUAAACUCGUUUCAAAACUAGAGGGGGCAGUUUUUCGUUUUUGUUGCUAAUAACGAAUUUGGCCCCCAAAAUUUUUCGAAAUUAACGAAAAUUCGUUAUUUUCUAAAUUAAUUCGUUAAUGGCGGACGCGCAUGCGCGGUGGCCCAAAAACAGCCCGAAGGGGGGGGGACUUAGGGGGCUCUCCCGCCCUCAUUUUUUGAGUGAUCUUCUUCAAACUUGGUACAGUGGUAGAACACAUUUAACACUGAUAGCUCACCAAAAUGUGGAACGUUUCCCUUAUCCUCUGAUUUUUGGCAAAUUUUCAUAGCUUUUAUAAUAAACCUUUUUUUAAUAAUUGCAGUAAUCUGUUCCUGGUUUGAAAGUCUUAUUUCCUGUUAAAUUGGGUUGUCUUUACUGUGAAAGUCAUUGUUCUACUUCAGAAACUUUGUUUUUGUGGCUGAAACUUUGUUAAAUUGGUGUGUGUGUGAUAUAUAUUGUGUGUAUAUAUAUAUAUAUAUAUAGUCCCUGCUUGUGUGUGUGUGUGUGUGUGUGUGUGUGUGUGUGUGUGUAGGUAAAGGUAAAGGUAUCCCUUGACGUUAAGUUCAGUCAUGUCUGACUCUGGGGGUUGGUGCUCAUCUCCAUUUCUAAGCCCAAGAGCCAGUGUUGUCCAUAGACACCUCCAAGGUCAUGUGGCCGGCAUGACUACAUGGAGUGCCAUUACCUUCCCAGAAACACCCAGAAAAUGGGAAUUCCAGACAGGAAACAAUCAGGGCCAGCUAAUACCUCCCAACAAAGGAUUCCCCCAGGUAGGAAGCAGCCAGGCUUUGAAGCUGCAAGGCUAUUCAAUGCUAAUCAAGGUGACCAAUUGCAACAUUCACACUUGCCUCCCACAGACAAGAGUUCUUUCUCCCACCCUGGACAUUAUUCCACAGGUCUAUAAACCCCACUUGCCUAGCUUCGCACAGACGUCAAAACCUCUAUGUCUGCCACAGAUGUGGGUGAAACGUCAGGAGAGAAUGCUUCUGGCACAUGGCCAUAGAGCCCGGAAUACAUACCACAACAGUGUGAUCCCGGCCAUGAAAGCUUUCGACAACACAACCACAGUAUCCAUUCAAGUUCAUGUAGCGUGGUAUGGACUGGAGACCUGUAUUGGGGGGAGGGAGGGUGCGAAUCUGGGCCCCUGGGAGCAGCCGAGGACGGGCCUGGCCCACACCCCCUCGCAUCCCGGGCCUCUUCCUUCCUCUUCCUUUUGUUAUUUAAACUAUAUAUUGUGAAAUUAUGGUGUGUUUUUUUUCAUGCGUGUUCUGUGUUCAAGAUAGGGAGACCAAAGAGGAAAAGCAAGGGAGGGACGGAGGCCCCAACACUUCCGGCUCCCAUGCGAACUCCCCCCUUGUGUGCCUUGGAGGGUGGAGCAUGCGCACUGGCUCUCCCUUUCUCUAUGGCUCUUUUCAGGUCGCUUGGGAACCCGAAGUGCCUCCUCCCUUUGCCUUUGUGUCCAAGAAGGAGAGAAGGACGUUGCAAGAUGUCAAAUAAUCCUUGUACCAGGUAACAUUCCAUGCAUACCUUGCCUGUCAACUGGCAUUGGUCUUACAGAGUAACUCUGGACCAAAAGAAAGUCUUCCCAUCCCAGCCAUGGCUGCAGCAAGGAAAGGCUUAAGCGCUUCUCCUCCGGAUGGCGGUUGGGGGUGGAUGAUUGUGAUCGGCUGCUUCCUCGUUACUAUCUGCACUAGAGCAGUGACAAGGUGCAUUUCGAUUUUUUUUGUAGAGUUCCAGACUUACUUUGCUCAAGAUUAUGCCCGGACAGCUUGGAUCCAUUCCAUUGUGGACUGUGCUACAAUGCUUUGUGCACCACUUGGGAGUUUUAUUAGCAACCAUGUCUCGUGUCAGGUGGGCAUCAUGCUAGGAGGAUUGCUUGCAUCUGCUGGACUUAUCUUGAGUUCCUUUGCCACAAGCCUGGAGCAUCUUUAUCUUUCCCUGGGAGUUCUUACAGGAUUGGGCUUUGCGCUUUCUUAUUCCCCAGCCAUAGCGAUGGUGGGCAACUAUUUCCACAAGAGGAAGGCUCUUGCUUAUGGGAUUGCCAUGUCUGGCAGUGGCAUUGGUACCUUCAUCCUUGCUCCUGUGGUGCAGCUUCUAAUUGAACAGUUUUCCUGGCGGGGAGCCUUACUCAUCCUUGGGGGCUUUGUUUUAAACCUCUGCGUCUGCGGUGCCUUAAUGAGACCUGUUGCUGGGAAGGAGGGCCGCAAGAACAUCCCAGAAUUUCCUGAGCAGGAAUUUGAGCCAGAAGCGCCGAAGCAGGACUUCAAGAAGUGGUCUGUCUGCUCCCCGCUCAUCAAGGUCUGGUCGCACAAGUGGCUGUGCCCAUGUUCAUGGCAGGAAUACAGCUUUCUCCUGAUGCCAGAUUUUGUGGUGCUGGCAGGGUCCGUCUUAUUCAUGGCUUACGGAUGCAGUCCUCUCUUUGUUUACCUGGUGCCUUAUGCGCUGCGGGUCGGAGUGAGUCACCAGCAGGCAGCUUUCCUCAUGUCCAUCCUUGGGGUCGUCGACAUUAUCGGCAACAUCACUUUUGGAUGGCUCACUGACAGAAGGUGUUUGAAAAAGUACCGCUACGUUUGCUACCUCUUUGCAGUGGCCAUGGACGGCCUCUGCUGUCUCUUUCUUCCGGUUCUCCAAAAUUUUCCACUCCUUGUGCCUUUCUCAUUCACCUUUGGGUAUUUCGAUGGAGCCUACGUCACGUUAAUCCCGGUGGUGACAGCAGAUGUGGUGGGCACCAAGUCCUUGUCAUCAGCUCUUGGGGUGGUGUACUUCCUUCAUGCAAUACCCUAUCUGAUUAGCCCUCCGGUUGCAGGUUGGCUUGUAGAUACAACGGGUAACUACACUGCAUCAUUCCUACUCUGUGGAUUUUCCAUGAUAUUCAGUUCAACGUUGCUGUGCUGUGCAAGACUAGCAAAGAAAGUCAAACGGACUCCCUUGAAGCCUCCUGACACAGAUAUCGAUGCCAAGCAACCAAGAAGGACAAAUGGAGCAAUUCUUUAUUCUGUGACUGGAGAACUGGAUCACAAAGAUGUGGAACUGCUGGCUAAUGAGACAAACAGCCAUUGCAAGAGAUGACAGCUUACCAAAAAUUCCUCUUAAGGCACACUAUAAACGUUUGCUAAGAUAGAUUUUUGCUACCUACAUUAUGCUAUUGAAGAUUUUUUUCCUCCUAGCGGCAGGAAUGAUAGGACAGACUCUGUUGCCUUCAACCAAACUUUUCAACUAAACCUUUGCUGUCCUUUGCUGUUAGAAAGACUUUGAUGUUACAAGAGAUGGAAAAGAAGGAACUUCCUUAAAAAAAAAAAACCCAAAUGUGGUUAAAAUAACUUCAGCACAGUUCCAGAAAUCUGAACGUAGAUGUGCUUAUCAUUUAAAAAAUCAUGUUUUCAUGAAGAGACAAAGCUGGACAUUCAAAUAGACAAUGAAAUUAUGCAUAAUUAUGUGAUCAGUAGGCUUGGGCCUGGAUCAGUUUGAUCGAAAGUAAUUUGUAAUAUUCAGUGGUUUGUUUCGUAUAAUCCCCGAAAACAGAAUGGGGAGGAGGGAACAGGAAAGCUGGCCAAAAUGGAUCAAGAAAGCCAAAUUUAUCGGCUACUAGAGAGGAUGAAGUUAAGUUUGCAACAUACCUAAGGCAGGGGUCUGCCAUGGGGAUUCCUGGAGAAGAUGGAAUUAACUGUAGUGUCUUUCCCGGGUGCGGAAAGGUUCCCUAGGCUCCUCCUCCAGAGAUGGCCUUGCUGGAAACUCGCUUUCCCAGCAGCACUUGCAUGGGGUGGGCAUUGAAAAGCCCGAGUUCCUCUUGGAGCAUGAUGGGAGUUGCACAAAUCUAGCUGUCAUGAAUCCAAUAAGUCUUUUAAUGUUGCAGUUGACUAUUCUUUCUUGCCUGGAAUAUCUUGAUAAUGGAUAUACAUGCGUAUUUCAUGUGAUCUUUGGUUAACUCUGAAAAAAUGUCUCCAUGAUUUGCAAAGGGACUUUGCUGGAGAUAUGUUUUAUACUGUGGUUGACCCUAUUUUAACUAUCACAGAAUCAUCUGUAAUGAUCUGUUGUGUCUAGAUAUGAUAAACAACUGAGAUAUCACUUUGAAAAGGUAUUGAUUCCUGGAGAAUUUCCUCUUCAAAAGAAUUUGAAAACAAUUCAUAUUAUGAGAGCAAUACAAAGGCUUUUCUCUUUGGAAAUAUUUUAGAACUGAGAUUUGUUUGAAAUUCAAGUAACUCAUGGAAUUGGUGGCACAGAGGAGGUGCAAAUGACAAUAUUUUCUAAAACUUGGAGCAAUCAUAAACUUCUGCUGCUUUGAUUUAGUUUAGUUUAUAAAUUGGCUCCCUAUAUCAAAGCUAGUUGAAGACAGACUCCACUACUAUGACUCAUUCAUGGGAGACUGGGCAAUUCAUAAAGGCAUCCAUCCACGUGGAUGCAUUCAUGUUGAGCGACCUCAUGGGCAUUUAUGACAAGCUUCACAUUCUUGCUUGGGAAAUCUGUAAGAGUCGGCAUUAUGUUAGAGAUCAUCAGUAAAUUGAAUUGGCAAGGUGUAUCCUGUCUGCUUUUCCAAAAACAUCACCAGAUAUUAAAUGUUUUCCAUUAUAUUA
Anolis carolinensis (green anole) is the source of this 7094-nucleotide messenger RNA. RefSeq names its product solute carrier family 16 member 12 (gene slc16a12). Gene Ontology annotation, molecular function: monocarboxylic acid transmembrane transporter activity. Bases 4120 to 5592 code for a protein of 490 amino acids. The record is from RefSeq and is a predicted model, not a curated record. NCBI's taxonomy places the organism in Eukaryota, Metazoa, Chordata, Lepidosauria, Squamata, Anolidae. Gene Ontology annotation, cellular component: plasma membrane. The transcript has 7 exons. Gene Ontology annotation, biological process: monocarboxylic acid transport; transmembrane transport.